CUUGUCCUCUCCCCUUUCCUCCGCUGCCUCUCAGGCUUCCUUUAGUACCUUUGGACCCCGGAAGCUCAGGGAAGAAGCAGGCUUUUGAAGGAGAAGUUGGUGGCCUCUUUCCUGGACUUUGAAAAGUUUGGUUUCUGCAAAGGAAACAACUUGGGUUACCUGGAAGCAACAAAUCUGCAGUGAUGGCUGCCACACAACUGACUGAGAGUACCAUCACAGUGGGUGGGCAGACCCUGUUCUAUCGGCAGGCCAUGCCAGCGCAGCAGGCUCCUCGGCUUUCCGUCUUGCUGCUACAUGGCAUUCGUUUUUCAUCAGAGACUUGGCUCAACCUGCAGACUCUGUCUAAGCUGGCGGAAGCUGGAUAUCGGGCUGUAGCUAUUGACCUGCCUGGAUUAGGUCGUUCCAAAGAGGCUACUGCCCCAGCACCUGUUGGGGAGCCAGCCCCAGGUGGUUUCUUGAAGUCUGUCUUCGAAGCCCUGAAGAUUGACCAGGCGGUGGUGAUCAGUCCCUCUCUCAGUGGGAUGUAUUCACUUCCAUUCCUCUUCCAGCACAGUGAUCUGUUCAAAGCCUACAUCCCUGUGGCACCCAUCUGCACAGAAAAGUUUCCAGCCACACAGUAUGCCAGUGUCAAAGUACCAACGCUCAUUGUAUAUGGGGACCAGGAUGUCCAGAUGGGUGAAGUGAGCCUGAACAAUUUGAAGAAUUUACCUAAUCACAAAGUGAUGCUGAUGAAAGGGGCAGGCCAUGCCUGUUACCUUGACAAACCGGAUGAGUGGCACAUUGGCCUGCUAGAUUUCCUGAAGAGCAUAGAGUGAUGAGGAAAUUGGCUUUGCAACCCACUAUGAUCAAUGAUUUGCCCACCUAUCUCUCUGGUGUACACUUCCUGAUUAUUAGGAUCUUUGUCUGCAGUUUUGUUUAACAACCACAGCUGGACUUGAGUCCUUUUUAAAGUGCCUGACAACUAUAGAACCAAAUGAUCAGCAAAUGGAUGCUGCUGCAUCCAGAACAUCCUCAUGUUUCAUUAAUAACAUAGCAUCAUCUUUUGACUUGCUGUGUUUUGGUUGUGAGAUACAUUAAGUCACACUUAAUUCACAUUUUUCAUAGAAAGAUGUUAGGAUCUGUUACACAGAUGUAUUGAGAACUAGGUUAUCAUUUUGCUAGCUAUGAUCUGGCAUGAAAUCUACUUCUCCCUCUUUCUCAUCACUCACCAAGUUGGUGUCAUGUUUAUCUCUUUCUUAUUUAAAUGAACAUAAAAAGUCAACAGUUGGCACUAUGGCUGAGACAGAUGUAAGAAAGAUGUAAAGAUAGGGAAAUCUGUCUUUUUUGCUUCCAGACAGUCUUUCAAAGUCAGUCCACAGUGAGAGAUCUUUGUUAUCUUUGUCCUUGAGGUCUCUGCCAAGGCAUUCUAUCUUGAUUACAGAAACUUCUGAUAUUUCACUGUUAUUUUCUGCACACACUUCUCUGUGCCAGAACUACUUUUUUCUUUCUUAAGGGUGGGAAAAUGGCAAUUAUGUUACAGUGGCAAUCAGGUACUUUGUGGUGAGCAAAUUUCAGGGUUCACAGGAAUGGUUUUAGAGAGCAGCAUGGUGGUGGUGGGAGACAAAAUGCUUAACAUCUCCUGGGUUACUCAAAGUCUCCCAUUCUGUAUAGUAUGUUAAAUAGUUCUUUCUCCUCUUAAAGGCUGGCCUCUUCAAGAACAUACAGCUGCCAUCUUAGGAAACCCAUCUUUUCCAUGGUUAUCAUGAUUAUCAGAUUAUGUGGUUAAAUUAGAUAUUAGAGGAAUCUUAAACAUUUGAGAAAAGGUUUUUUGUGGGUUUUUCAGGCUAUGUGGCCAUGUUCUAGAACAUGGCCACAUAGCCCAAAAGCCCACAAAAAACUAAGGACGCUGGCCACGAAAGCCUUUGGAUUCACAUUUGAGAAAUGGUUAGUGGGACAAGCUACAAUACUGUUCGUUCAUGAUUGCCUUAUUAAAGGAAAACAGUACUAUAAUUCUGUAUACAUUUGGGAACAAGUCAAGGCACUGUCCUGUUGAUGUUCCAUACUAUAACCAUUCCAUCCCAGGUAUAAUGAAAGGGAUUUUUGGGUUAGGAAAGCAGAUGCAGACUUCCAAGAAUAAAGCUGGAGGGAGGAAAAGAAUUAAAUUAGCUGUGUAGCUGCAGCCUGGAUUCCAGAUAAAUGCUUAAGGACUAAUAGAUUAUUUGUGAAAAUUAAUAAUUUGUGAUUAAAUAAAACUGAUUUGUAUUUGU
Messenger RNA from Sceloporus undulatus (fence lizard), 2246 nucleotides. Its product is annotated as protein ABHD14B-like. Gene Ontology annotation, cellular component: cytoplasm. The transcript is spliced from 4 exons. The record is from RefSeq and is a predicted model, not a curated record. Bases 183 to 815 code for a protein of 210 amino acids. NCBI's taxonomy places the organism in Eukaryota, Metazoa, Chordata, Lepidosauria, Squamata, Phrynosomatidae.